AAUGGAAACACUUUAAAGGUGUUAAGCUUCACUGUGUUUGGAUGUUUCACUGGAGACAGUGAAGGAAGAAGAGGUGGGUGGAGAGAGGGAAGGGAGGACAGCGAGUGCGCAAACAGGCUGCCUGGCACAGCAGCACCAGCGGCUGUGCAUCCUCCUGAUUCUCGCUUUACCUCCCCCCUUCCAUCCUCACCCCACACCCCCUCCUUGCUCCCCACUCCCACCCACCCCCUCCACUUGCGUUAUUACGCAGCGAGUUCUGCGUGUGCGCCUCCGAAUUGAGACUUCACUGCCGGGGCUGAAGUGUCCAGAAAGCCUCCGCCAGGCAGCCAACCAUCACCUCGCACCACUCCACUCCUCCUCCUCCUCUCUCUCUCCCUCUCUCUGGAGCUCGGUUAUUCUUAGCUCAGGCUGCGAGGAGACUGUCCUUCCGGUUCCUUYUCUUUAUUUAUCCCCAGUUUCUUGAAUAUUUAAUGGAAAAUGGCGAUCUGCGCGCAGUCGUUCGGUGUUUUCUGCCUCUUCGCGGUCCAAACUGUACUUAUCAUCUGCGUGUCCACGCCGUCAGCUGGGACUCACCUCUUCCCCCAGCACUACACGAUGAUUCACUGGGCUGGACGCAUCGAGAAGGAGCUGGAAAAGGUUCUUCAGCACGUUACAGGAACCCAGCACAUGAGAGCGAUUUAUAAUGAGAAGAAGAGCCAGUUUGAGAUCAAGAGAAACAACCCCAAGGACUUGGUCGAGAGAGUGGCACGGGACAUCUCCAAGCUGCUGAACAGCAAGAGUAAAGCCCUGGAGAAACUGGCGAGGGAGGCUGAACAGCUUCAGAAGGAGCACGUAUGGCAGGACGGUGUGAAGGAGAAUGCCAUUUCAUACUACGAUUCCAAAGCGGAUUCAGACUAUCAGACAGAGGACGAUGAAGAGGUAACCCCGCUGGAGAUCUCRAACUCGCUGGAGUUGGAGUUUGUUGAUGAUCCAAAUUUCAAAAACAAGGUCAACUACUCCUCCAGUGCCGUCCAGAUUCCUACAGACAUCUACAAAGGCUCUCCUGUUAUCCUAAACGAAUUAAACUGGACCCAAGCACUGGAGAGGGUCUUCAUUGAAAACCGGCGGGAGGACAGUUCUCUGCGCUGGCAGGUGUUCGGCAGUGCCACGGGAGUGACGCGGUACUACCCAGCCACUCCAUGGAGGGCACCCAACAAGAUCGACCUGUAUGAUGUCCGAAGAAGACCAUGGUAUAUUCAAGGUGCAUCGUCUCCAAAAGACAUGGUCAUCAUUGUAGAUGUGAGUGGAAGUGUCAGUGGACUCACGCUGAAGCUCAUGAAAACAUCUGUGGUGGAGAUGCUGGAAACUCUAUCAGAUGAUGACUACGUGAACGUAGCAAAGUUCAAUGAAAAGGCAGAGGCUGUUGUUCCCUGCUUCAGGACUUUGGUUCAAGCAAACGUUCGGAACAAGAAGAUCUUCAAGGAGGCCGUCAUGCUUAUGCAAGCCAAAGGAACCACAGAUUACAAAUCCGGCUUCACGUUUGCUUUUGAGCAGCUUCUCAACGAGAGCAGUGCCCCGAGGGCCAACUGCAAUAAGAUGAUAAUGAUGUUUACAGAUGGUGGAGAAGAUCGUGCRCAAGAAAUCUUCUACAAGUACAACUGGCCUAACAAAACAGUUCGAGUUUUCACAUUCUCCGUCGGCCAGCAUAACUACGACGUCACCCCUUUGCAGUGGAUAGCAUGUGCUAAUAAAGGUUACUACUUUGAAAUUCCAUCGAUUGGAGCAAUCAGAAUCAACACUCAGGAGUACCUGGACGUCCUGGGACGUCCCAUGGUGUUGGCUGGGCCUAAAGCUAAGCAAGUGCAGUGGACAAAUGUCUACCAGGAUGCACUGGGUCUUGGUCUUGUCAUCACUGGGACGGUGCCAGUUUUCAACCUGACUGCAGACAGCGCAAGCUCCCAGAAUCAGCUCAUCCUUGGAGUUAUGGGAGUGGACGUCGCAAUCAAUGAAAUCAAAAAGAAGACUCCGACAUACAGACUCGGGGCUAACGGUUACACGUUCACCACCGACCGAAACGGUUAUGUGUUGCUGCAUCCCAAUCUGAAACCCAAGAUCAUUAACUUCAGGGAGCCCGUCACUCUGGACUUUUUGGAUGCAGAACUGGAGGACAGCAAUAAGGAGGAGAUCCGCCGACUGAUGAUUGAUGGCAAAUCGGGGCAAAGGAAAAUCAAGACGCUCAUUAAGUCAGUUGAUGAGAGGUACAUCGACGAAGCCAUGAGGACGUACACAUGGACGCCUGUGGAGGGUACAGACUACAGUCUAGGGUUGGUACUGCCCACUUAUAGUGAGAACCAUAUCAAAGCCAACCUAAGCGACCAGAUCCUUCAGGUGCAGUUGCCAUACACCAAGGAUUUUGAAUCUCUGCUGCCAAACAGUUUUGAGUCUGAAGGACAUGUAUUCAUUGCUCCCAGGGAGUACUGCAAUGAUCUGGAGCUGUCCAGCAACAACACGGAGUUCCUGCUCAACUUCAUCGCGCUCAUGGAGAAGGUGACGCCAGACUCCAAACAAUGUGACAAUUUGCUCCUUCACAACCUGAUUCUGGACACCGGCAUCAUCAAACUGCUGGUAGAGAAAGUGUGGAAGAAUAAAGAUUUGAAUACAUAUGGCUUUCUGGCUGUGUUCGCAGCAACAGAUGGAGGCAUAACGAGAGUCUUCCCGAACAAGGCUGCAGAAACCUGGGAGGAAGACCCUGAGCCAUUUAAUGCCAGCUAUUACCGGCGCAGCCUUGACAACCGAGGCUACGUCUUCACAGCGCCGUAUCGAUCUGCUGAAAGGGAUCUGCUGAACCCAGAAAAUGACACAAUCGGUGUUCUGGUCAGUAUGGCUCUGGAUAUUACAAUAGGAGGGAAAACGAUCAAACCUGCAGUUGUUGGAGUGAAAUUAGACCUUGAGGCCUGGACCGAUAAGUUCAAGAUUCUUGCCAGCAACCACACAGACAACCGCCAAGGCUCAAAUACGUGUGGACCGAACAGGGGCUGUGAGAUGGACUGUGAGGCCAAUAGUGACGAUCUCCUGUGCUAUUUAAUAGAUGAUGGUGGAUUCCUGAUCAUGUCCAAUCAAAAGGAGCACUGGAGCGAGGUGGGCAAGUUCCUCGGCGACGUCGACCCCAACUUGAUGUACGCUCUCUACAACAACUCCUUCUACAAAAGCAAGCAGUCGUUCGAUUAUCAGUCAGUGUGCGAGCGAAUGCAGAACAAUGAAGCUGGUGCUGCGCCAAGAGGCGUGUUUGUG
Molecule: messenger RNA, 3270 nt
Organism: Austrofundulus limnaeus
Lineage: Eukaryota; Metazoa; Chordata; Actinopteri; Cyprinodontiformes; Rivulidae
Gene: cacna2d2a
Product: calcium channel, voltage-dependent, alpha 2/delta subunit 2a
Cellular component (GO): voltage-gated calcium channel complex
Molecular function (GO): voltage-gated calcium channel activity
Source: RefSeq, a predicted model, not a curated record